ACUGGGAACUGGAAUUCUAAAAUCUCGUCUGCAACAAAAACGACACGUGUAUAUAAUUGAGGAACAUUUCCAAGACGCGUAACACCUCGAUUUAACCCAUACGAUGGUAAAAAUAUUCCCCCCAUAUUUAUUGAAAAGAAUCCGUGUGAAGCAAUGAGCGACGGCGCGUACUGAUGUGUCCGCACUGCAUUCCAGAGAAUCUGUCACAAGUCCGGGUAUAAAUAUGUCGAAAUUCGAGAUCCCCACGACAGACACGAUAGAUGGAAUCUGGCCAUUUCUCCAGAGUAUUGAGUGGAGAGAUCCGUGGCUUGCUCUUCUCCUGAUUUUUCAUGUAGCGGUUACCAUGACUGCCUUGAUGACACGAAAUCACGCCAACUUCCAAAUAUUGUUAUUCCUCGUUUUACUAUUACUUGUGUACUUCUCCGAGAGUAUCAAUGAAGUGGCUGCGAGUAAUUGGAGGGUCUUCUCCAGGCAGCAGUAUUUUGAUUCUAAGGGAUUAUUUAUAUCCAUCGUAUUUUCUGUGCCGAUAUUGAUGAAUUGUAUGAUUAUGGUGGCAAGCUGGCUUUAUCAGUCCAGUCAAUUAAUGACCAGUCUAAAGCGAGCGCAAUUGCGCCAGCAGGCGAAAAAUCGACAGGAAGGUGACACAACACAGAAACUCAAGUCCAAGGCAGAGUGAAAAAUAAUCAUUGAAAAAUCUAGUCAUGUUCAUUUACGAGGAUAACAAUUUUUACGAUUAAGUGUUAAAUAUUAACGUAAGUUUUGAGAUAACGAUUGUUUCGAUGGAAUUUUGAGCGUUAAUUCUCGUAGGACUCCAGCUGGACGAGUUCAGAAGAAUUGCCCAUUUUUUUCCCCCCCUUUUUUGAAACGAGGAGAGAAAGAAGGGAUUGGUAGAUGAGAAAAAACUAUGUGACUUAUUAAUUAUUAAUCGAUCGGCUCUAUUAGAUUGUAUAUCACGUUUGUACAUUUUUUAAAAAGCAAAACACUGCAAAAUAUUUGUAUGAUAAUCAAAAUGUCGAGAUCGCAUGAUGCCGAUUGGUAAAAAUCUCUUGGCGUGAUUUUUUCGAAUGUUCUAUUCUAAAUUUCGUAAUUCGAGAGGGAAAUCAUUGAAAUUGACAUUUUUCCCGGAAAUUAUCAAUCUUGGAGAUAAUUUCAGUUCAAUUAAGCAAUGAUUUAAUGAAUUGUGAAAAAUCGAAAUUUUCAUUAAUGAAUUGCAUGUGCUCUAACACAUUCCUGCGGCUUUUUCAUUCUACCAGAAAAACGUGGCCAUAAGUAGAGGUGAAUCAAACAAUUAGGGCACAAAAGAUUUCUACGUACUUACUAAUAUCGCAGAUUUUAAUCGUCUAACGUAACGAAGAGAGAAACAAGAAUAUCACCAGCUAUUUUUUUAGGAUUAGUGAUGUACUGGGGGAUCUCUCGCCCUCAUUUUAACAACGAAUUAUUGUUCGUCUUCCUCUGUGAAUUUAUCCCCCGAAAAAUCGGUAGGAUCGAGGAAGCAUCUCGUAAUAAUCAAGCCAAGCUUGCGAUAAAUGAGAGAAAAAAAUUGGUACAUGAAUUUUCUAUUUUUUUUUAUGUUCUCUGUUCAACAUUCUUGCCUUU
Molecule: messenger RNA, 1596 nt
Organism: Fopius arisanus
Lineage: Eukaryota; Metazoa; Arthropoda; Insecta; Hymenoptera; Braconidae
Gene: Tmem18
Product: transmembrane protein 18
Exons: 5
Coding region: 224-676 (150 amino acids)
Source: RefSeq, a predicted model, not a curated record